GUCAUCGCCGCGCGCCGCCGCCUGCGCUUUUGCCACUUCGCGGGAGAAGUUGUUGGCGCCAAUGGAUCCCGAGCCUCGAUAACGGAUUUCCCCCAGCCGCAGUCCUGCCCACCUGCUCCUCUUCGGUCGAGGGGCUGCGAUGGACAUUCGGAAAUUCUUUGGGGUUAUACCAAGUGGAAAAAAGCCUUUAAAUGAGACAGUAAAGAAGAAUGAGAAAACCAAACCUUCAGAGGGAACUGUCAAAGGAAAGAAAGGAGUAAAGGAAGCCAAGGUUAACAAUUCCUGUAAAGAGGAUGCCUCCAGGUCAAAGCAAAACAGCAAGAAAAAGAGGAUCAUCUAUGAUUCAGAUUCAGAAUCAGAGGAGACCGUACAGGUGAAAAAAGCUAAAAAGAAAACAGAAAAAUUGCCGUUGUCUUCUAAACCUGGUAAAGUUUCUCAGAAGGAUCCUGUUACAUACAUUUCUGAGACGGAUGAAGACGAUGACUUUGUAUGUAAAAAGGCAGCUUCCAAAUCAAAAGAGAAUGGAGUAUCUACAAAUAGUUACCUUGGAGCAUCAAACAUGAAAAAGAAUGAAGAAAACACUAAGACUAAGAAUAAACCUUUAUCACCAAUAAAACUGACACCAACAUCAGUGCUCGAUUAUUUUGGAACGGAAAGUGUCCAGAGAUCUGGUAAGAAGAUGGUGGCAAGCAGGAGAAAAGAGUCUUCUGAAAACACAGAUGACUCCAGAUUCAAUGAUGAGGCCAUCGCCACACAGUUGCAGCUUGAUGAAGAUGCUGAGCUGGAGAGGCAGUUACAUGAAGAUGAAGAGUUUGCUCGAACAUUAGCCAUGUUGGAUGAAGAACCCCACACCAAAAAGGCUCGAAAGGACUCUGAAGAGGGAGAAUCAUUUUCAUCUUUCCAAGCUGAUUUAAGCAAAGCAGAAAAACAUAAAAGCCCUAAUAAAGCAGAGCAUUUCUUAAAUGAAAGGAAGACCUAUAGUCCUGCUAAGCCUGGCAAGGGCGGGAGGCCAAAGGCAGCUCCGGAGCCCUGCCGGUCACCAGCUCAUCAGAGGAAAGCCUCUUCUUCCCCCAAGGCCAGUUCCAAGCUAGCACUUAUGAAAGCCAAAGAAGAAAGCUCCUACAAAGAAGCAGCGUUGAUGGCCACAAAAAGAAAAGAGAGUGCUAUUGACCUUAAAGAAGAGAAAAAAACUCCUAAGAAAACCAAAAGUUCUCCAGCUAAAAAGGAGUCUGUAAGUCCAGAAGAUUCUGAAAAGAAGCGCAUUAAUUAUCAAGCUUAUCGAAGCUACUUGAAUCGAGAAGGUCCCAAAGCUCUGGGCUCCAAAGAAAUACCCAAGGGAGCUGAAAAUUGCUUGGAAGGCCUGACAUUUGUGAUCACAGGCGUCCUGGAGUCCAUUGAACGGGAAGAAGCCAAGUCUCUAAUUGAACGUUACGGGGGGAAAGUCACAGGAAAUGUGAGCAAGAAAACCAACUACCUCGUCAUGGGCCGGGACAGCGGGCAGUCCAAGAGUGACAAGGCAGCAGCUCUGGGAACAAAAAUCCUUGAUGAAGAUGGCCUGUUGGACCUGAUUCGAACUAUGCCAGGCAAGAAAUCCAAGUAUGAAAUAGCUGCUGAAGCUGAGAUGAAAAAAGAAAAGUCCAAAUUGGAGCGAACACCCCAAAAAAAUGACGACGGAAAAAGAAAAAUUAGUCCAACCAAGAAGGGGUCAGAGUCUAAAAAGAGCAAGCUGACUCCCCAAAAGGACAGUCCUGCAAAAGCAAUGAAGAAGGAAGCAAAUGUGCUUCGGAGGGGCCUGGACUUCAAGGAGCAGGCAGUCGAGGAGACGAGCGCCCACAGCAGUGGGAGUGUGGUGGAGAGCCUGCUUUGGGUGGAUAAGUACAGGCCCACCUCGCUCAGGAACAUAAUCGGACAGCAGGGUGACCAGAGCUGUGCCAACAAACUGCUGCGCUGGCUCAGAGACUGGCACAAGAGUUCUCCUGAAGAGAAAAAACAUGCAGCAAAGUUUGGCAAACUUUCCAGCAAAGAUGAUGGCUCCAGUUUCAAAGCAGCACUGCUCUCUGGCCCUCCAGGUGUUGGCAAAACCACUACAGCUUCUCUUGUGUGUCAGGAAUUGGGCUACAGUUACGUGGAACUAAAUGCAAGUGAUACUCGGAGUAAGAACAGUUUGAAAGCAAUUGUUGCUGAAUCACUGAACAACACCAGCAUCAAAGGCUUUUAUACAAGUGGAGCAGCUCCUUCAGUAAGUUCAAGGCAUGCUCUCAUCAUGGAUGAGGUCGAUGGCAUGGCAGGCAACGAGGACAGGGGUGGUAUUCAGGAACUUAUAGGCCUGAUAAAGCAUACUAAAAUUCCCAUCAUUUGUAUGUGCAAUGACAGAAAUCACCCCAAAAUUCGCUCAUUGGUUCAUUAUUGUUUUGAUCUUCGUUUCCAAAGACCUCGGGUUGAACAGAUUAAGAGUGCAAUGCUGUCUAUUGCAUUUAAAGAGGGUUUAAAGAUCCCCCCUCCAGCUAUGAAUGAAAUAAUUUUGGGAGCUAAUCAAGAUAUCAGACAGGUUUUACACAAUCUGAGUAUGUGCUGUGCACAAAGUAAGGCACUAACCUAUGACCAAGCCAAGGCCGAUUCUCAGAGGGCCAAGAAGGAUAUCAGACUGGGCCCAUUUGAUGUUGCCCGCAAAGUGUUUGCAGCUGGAGAGGAGACUGCACACAUGUCACUGAUGGACAAAUCGGAUCUUUUUUUCCAUGACUAUUCCAUAGCACCCCUCUUUGUCCAGGAAAACUACCUUCAUGUGAAGCCUGUGGCUGCAGGGGGUGACAUGAAAAAGCAUUUGAUGCUUUUAAGCCGGGCAGCAGAUAGCAUAUGUGAUGGCGACUUAGUGGACAGUCAGAUACGGAGCAAGCAAAACUGGGGUCUUCUGCCCACACAGGCCAUUUAUGCCAGUGUUCUUCCUGGAGAAUUGAUGAGGGGCUAUAUGACCCAGUUUCCUACCUUCCCGAGCUGGCUGGGCAAACACUCCUCUACAGGCAAACAUGAUCGGAUUGUUCAGGACCUAGCCUUGCACAUGAGUCUGAGAACUUACUCCAGCAAAAGGACGGUGAACAUGGAUUACCUGUCACACAUCAGAGACGCACUUGUACGACCCUUGACCUCACAAGGGGUAGAGGGAGUUCAGCAUGUUGUCACACUUAUGGACACGUACUACUUGAUGAAAGAAGACUUUGAGAACAUCAUGGAAGUUAGCAGCUGGGGUGGCCAGGCCAGUCCCUUUUCCAGGCUGGAUCCCAAGGUGAAAGCAGCCUUCACGAGAGCUUACAAUAAGGAGACCCACCUGACCCCAUACUCACUUCAGGUGGUAAAGACACCAAGACCCAGCAUAGGCCUACCACUGGAUUCUGAAUACAGUGAAGACUUACAGGAAGACGACACGCAGUCUGAGGAGAAAGAGCAGGACGCCAUAGAGACUGAUGCCAUGAUCAAGCAGAAAAAGACAAGAUCUUCAAAGCCUUCAAAACCAGAAAAAGAUAAGGACUCCAAAAAAGGAAAAGGAAAAAAUUGGAAGAAAUGAAACCAUUGUUAAGUACCAGUAACUGCUUUUAACUUCCUCUCUCGACUGUUCCAGCUGGUCUAGAGACCAGAAGUCUCACCGUUUGCCAGAGUAACCAGUUAUGUAUAGCAGAGUGGGGUGGCCUGGUGUUCCCAUUAUAAAGGACGGUACAGCUAGAAGGUCUAACUAGCCAGCUCUCACGCACCUCUUACAGAGGUGGAUAGGACUGCGCCAGCCCCACCCUGUCCCUGCCAACUUGGGAUUCAAGGUGACUAUGUAGACUCAAAACUUGAAAGUACACAGGCUUUGGAGUCAGAUUAGUUAGCCAUAGCAAGUCUGGGCACAGUGGGACCGAGGCAUCUUUUGUAGUUUAAGUUUAUCCUAAUGGCCUUUAGAGGACCCAUGCUAAUUUUUUAAAAAAACAUGGUAGUUUUAUUUUAUGGUGAAAUUCUGUAAAUAAACCUUAAUACCAAGCAGCCACCAUCUGGAGCUGAGUAUUCUUGGUCUAUUGGCAGGUGUCGUGCAAAGUAUGCUUCAGGGCUCCAAUGUCCAUGGAAUGCAUGGGGCACUCAUAAGAUUGGCGUCUUGUACAGGAAAAUAUUAUGUUGCUAUAUUACUUUUCUUAUUGAUUGGAUUAAAAUAUUCAGUGUUUCCUAUUAUCGCUGAAGAGCAGUUUUGCAGGUGAAGGGUCAGAGCUCAAAUUCCCAGCGUCCCUUUGUGUUGACCACAUUGCUGCUGUAGGAAGUCUGAGAGAGGCCUCUUGGCUAGUCAGGGUGUGCAGACAGGGGACCGCUCAACAUUCCUGUCCUCCUGCAGGCUCAGCCAUCAGGUUAAAAGCACAGGCUGGGUCAGAUUCACAGGCCUGUUCUAGCUGGGAGAUGCUGUCCUGUGAUGGAGCCCAUAAACCCUAGAGGGUUUCAGAUUGCAACUGCAACUGUGCUUGUUGAAGGACCCUGGGGCUGUGGAUGAAACCUGGCCUUUAGGUAUUUAGUUCUUUAAAUCAGAAGGUGCUCAGAGGACUGUGCUGCCUCUGUGAGGUAAUGCCAAAAAGAAUAUAGAGGACCAUGCCUUUGAGGACUUGGGCAUGUUGGGAGAGGAGUCAAAGUCCUGGAGACAUUGAAAGUGUAUUAACCCGUGUGAAAGAUGUGUUUCAUGGAGAUCGGUUCAUUAUGGAAAUAAAACACUGCCGCAAGCCUGA
Psammomys obesus (fat sand rat) is the source of this 4736-nucleotide messenger RNA. RefSeq names its product replication factor C subunit 1 (gene Rfc1). The record is from RefSeq and is a predicted model, not a curated record. The transcript is spliced from 25 exons. The coding region runs from base 140 to 3559 and encodes 1139 amino acids. Gene Ontology annotation, biological process: DNA replication; DNA repair. Gene Ontology annotation, cellular component: nucleus; DNA replication factor C complex. Gene Ontology annotation, molecular function: DNA binding; ATP binding; ATP hydrolysis activity. Lineage: Eukaryota; Metazoa; Chordata; Mammalia; Rodentia; Muridae.